Messenger RNA from Fonsecaea multimorphosa CBS 102226, 897 nucleotides. RefSeq lists its product as uncharacterized. The coding region runs from base 1 to 897 and encodes 298 amino acids. The record is from RefSeq and is a predicted model, not a curated record. Gene Ontology annotation, molecular function: protein phosphatase inhibitor activity. Gene Ontology annotation, biological process: regulation of signal transduction. The transcript is spliced from 3 exons. NCBI's taxonomy places the organism in Eukaryota, Fungi, Ascomycota, Eurotiomycetes, Chaetothyriales, Herpotrichiellaceae.
AUGCCAGUCGAAGUCCGUCAUUCGCCCCCUCCCUUGCACACGCCAGGCUCUGGUAAUAUUCGACCCAAAGGUAUCUUGAAGAAUCCAUCCUUUUCAUCCUCAAGCGGCCAUCCAGGCUCGCCGUCGAAAGACGAGUUCCACCUGCCACCACACGUGCCCCUCGACCCAAAGGAAGAGAGAGAACUUGUGCUUCAGAACACUCUGCAAAAUGCCGGUCACCGCCGCUCGUCUUCGGCUGCUAGACGAGCCUCUGCGUCACGCCGUCACUCAGCCGCAUUGGCCGCAAACCAUGAAGACGAUCCGGAAAAGAUGCGUCUGAAGUGGGAUGAAGCGAACCUCUACUUGGCCGAGCAGGAAUCAGGCGGACGCAUGAAAAUCACCGAGCCAAAGACUCCCUAUCAAUACGGAGACGCCAUGAUGGAAGACGACGACGAGGAAGAUGUGGCUAUCGACCCGCGCUUCGUCAACGUCGAUGAAGUUGAAAUGGCAAAGGCUCCCAAGACGAACAAAAGACAUCGUGAAAGCGAGAUUCCUGGUCUGGAGCUCGGUGAGCCUGAAGAGGAGUUGUCUCCGGGAACAAUGCCGUCGCCAGAAGAAGACAGAAUUGUUCGGGGGUCGAACAAUCUCUCGAGGGAAUCAAGUAAAGAAAAGCAUGUUAGUGUCAGUGAAGGCAGUGAUCCGGAUGGGUUCAAGGAGCUGGUCGGUAUGCCUACCCGUGAAGAACAGGAGAAACACCGCCAGUUUGAAGAGAGGAGGAAGAAGCAUUAUGAGAUGAAGGACAUCAAGAAUCUGCUUGGACACCCCGAGGAAUUGGAUAUGGAAGAUGAGGAUGAACCGCCCAUUCCAGCAGCGAUGCCGAAAGAUCUCCCGCAGCGAUCGAUUAAUGGCACCCGCUAG